UCAAGAUCUGGCAUUUGGUCCUGGAAAGCCAGACAGAUCUUCACAUGAGCGUCUUCUUGUCUUGUCUUUAUGAAUUUACCUGCAAUGCUGCCACACAUGAAUGACGGCUGCUAAAAACAACCUCCUGCAGACUCCUGGUCACACUUCUGAGAAAUGAUGGAGAACUGAUUCAUACCAGACAACAUUCGUACGAAUUCAGCCUGGCAGCGAUGCAGCUUGGUCAUCAGCACAUCCCUCUAGAUCCCUCCCCAGGCUGAGACUGCUUUUCUCAGGAAACAACACCCAAUCCUUCUGGACACCAUCCAGCCCGUGUUGGCCAACUUCAAUCCUAAGCGAGGAAUGGAGCAGGCCUUUCAGCCACAGACACCACCCAGUGGGAGUUGCAGUUCACCUGGACUUGCUGGUAAAUCCUGCUGGAACUUGGAUUUGAGGGUGGUAAUACUUCUGGUGACUUUGGCAGGAGCCAUAAUCCUGCUGCUGCUGUACAAACUCUUACAGAUGAGACACAGGCUGAACCUCGCCAGGGCGAGACAUGCUUUGGAGUACAACAGCUUCUACCAUAGAGCCACCUAUAAACUAAUGCAGCCCACACCUUGUCAGGACCCACCGUCCAAAAAUGGAACCAUCCCUGAGGAAAAUCCUCCGAUUCAAACCGUAACUGCAGUGACGCCUGUGGUCAUCACUUCAGUGCUACCCCCACCUGUUCCCCCUCCACUUACUCUCCCUCCACCUCCUGCCCUACCAUCCCCACCUUCUCCCCCUCCAGCAACUCGUGUCCUAUCGUUUCCUCUCCCACUGCCUGUAAUCCACACCACCCCGCCCAGCCCACACUUGUCAUGGGGUGCCUGCUCAGAUGCAGAUGUUUACUCUCGGAUUGGAGCUUUCAGGCCAUCCAGGUUGUCGAGCCUCUCUAGUCAAUCAACGGUCAUCCUCUUUGAACACUCGGCUCUCUGAGUUCUGGCACAGAAGAUGGAUGGUGGACUCUGUGAUAGAAAGUUAGAUGCUCUGCUUAAAUACUCUAUACAGUACUUGGAAAUGAACCAGGUGAGACCGAAAAGACCACAGUCAAACUUUGUCUCAAAACCUCAAACCUAUUCUGAAAUCUGUUUAUUUAAAUCUUCAUUGGCGAAUAAGAUGGCUGCACCCUUUUUGUGUUUAAUCUCAAGAAUGUAUUCUUGGACAUCCAUCAUCUCCAAUUCUUGGACAUGCCCAGCGCAUAAGCCUCUGACUCCUGUUCCCGAAGGGGUCCCAGGUUGGGACAGUCCUCCUCCGCUGAUACAUUAUUUAGGGCUUAGAUCGUCAACUGUGAGUACCCAUUUGUCUAGAAACCCUGCUGGUUUUUGAUCUCCCUUUGCUCUCGGUUCUUGCUGGAAGUCUUACUUCGACAUGUUGACUCAUGUUGACACGACUGCAUGGCAUCACCUCUGCAACUCUAUCAGCUGCACAUUCAUGGACCAUGGAUCUCCUGUUCUGAAACCAAACCAAAAAAUCCUCUUCAGCAUUCAGAUCUGGUGCCUUGGGAGACCACUGAAGUUCAUAAGACUUAAUGUCAAAGUCAUGGAACUAGCUUUAGAUCUGUGCUUUCACUGAUGUGUUGAGUCCAUGUUUGCUUACCUAAACCAGCCAUCUGGAGCAUUUGUAAAAGAAAAUACAUAAAAGAAUAAAUAAUUAAUGCAAACUUAAAGACCCAUUUCUUCUGUGCUAGCCCACUUUCUGACCAGUCUACUGUAAUAUAUUUGUGUCCUCUGAUCCCUUUAACUAUACCAGUAAGAUGUUUAUGUUCUCAGAAA
Messenger RNA from Melanotaenia boesemani (Boeseman's rainbowfish), 1790 nucleotides. Its product is annotated as arabinogalactan protein 1. The coding region runs from base 340 to 954 and encodes 204 amino acids. The transcript is spliced from 3 exons. The record is from RefSeq and is a predicted model, not a curated record. NCBI's taxonomy places the organism in Eukaryota, Metazoa, Chordata, Actinopteri, Atheriniformes, Melanotaeniidae.